Coccidioides posadasii C735 delta SOWgp is the source of this 810-nucleotide messenger RNA. Lineage: Eukaryota; Fungi; Ascomycota; Eurotiomycetes; Onygenales; Onygenaceae. The record is from RefSeq and is a predicted model, not a curated record.
AUGACGCGAAGUCGAUUUAUUCGUUUGAGACUAUGCCUUCUACCACGUAUCUAUUCCACCCGAUCUAUUUCCACAACGAGCUGCCUGAGCUCUGGCCAAGCAGCGCAACCGUCACCCCGUUCUAGUGCCUCGACUUCUCCCGAGAAUUAUAAACUUGACUCGAAAUGGCUUUCUGUAACGAAGAAGCGGCUGGGGAAGUGCUUGCAGUUUGGGCUGCAACCUGAGCAAGUACGUGCUGCAGGUGACAUUUUGAAACAGGUAACCCGAGAUUGGCGGGAGCUUGUUGCAGGCAGCGAAGGCUUUCUCACUGGGGAGGAUAGGCGAGGGUUAUUCCGGCAUAACGUUGUCUGGGGAGAGAUGAAGCAGUGGCUGGAGUUGAUCGGAUCCACGGGUAUUGGGUUGAUUCUCAAGAGUAUCAAAAUUGAUUACAAAUUUCCGAUGACAUACCCUGAUAAAAUUUGCGUAUAUCAUAAGCUAGUCCACGCACCGCCGUCGCCUUGUUCGCCGAAUCCUAACGCUUACCCCGGUUUGAUUUUUGACGUACUCAUCCUCUCCGAAGCAAAACAGCGGGCGGCGGCACGGUGCCACGAAGACGUUGUCCUUUACGACUAUAGAGUUGGGCACAAGGUUUCUGAGCUCCCUAAUUAUAUGAUAGAUCAGUUCAGACACACCUGGGAGCUUCAGCAGGAAGCGAAGAGGGUCAAUAGACACAAGAUCCAGGAAAUUGAGAUGAAGCUAAGAACUCUAGAAAAGACAAGUUGGGAUCGAGCAGAUGCCACUGAGGAUGUGGGCUCUGCGGCAGGGAAAUAG